Messenger RNA from Mollisia scopiformis, 1074 nucleotides. RefSeq lists its product as uncharacterized. The transcript is spliced from 3 exons. Gene Ontology annotation, molecular function: G protein-coupled receptor activity. Gene Ontology annotation, cellular component: plasma membrane. Lineage: Eukaryota; Fungi; Ascomycota; Leotiomycetes; Helotiales; Mollisiaceae. The record is from RefSeq and is a predicted model, not a curated record. Bases 1 to 1056 code for a protein of 351 amino acids. Gene Ontology annotation, biological process: adenylate cyclase-activating G protein-coupled receptor signaling pathway.
AUGUCAUCGGUACCGCAUGGCGAUGUGGACCUAGCCGAGGCGGUCCCUGCUCUUGUCGGGAGUAUUUUAUCAGCGAUUGGAACGCUAUUUAUUCUUGCGACCUACUACUUCAUUCCACCGAACCCAACGCAUAUUAGACACACCUUGAUCAGAAAUUUGGCUGUAGCGGAAUUUGGCCUACAUUUUACCACUAGCAUCAGCGGCUUCAUGAUUGUGGGCAGAGGUCGAGAUCUCAACGACGGACCUGGAUGCGUUCUCAGCGGCUUCACAACCCAAUUGUUCUCAACAGCCAUUGACUUCAAUAUGCUGGUAAUCUUAAUGGUUCUCUCCUAUAUGACUUACCGCGGCUUCAAUUUGAAAAAACCUCGGCGCUCCGUCACACUUGGACUUAUUAUCACUCCUUGGCUCUUUCCAAGCAUUACUGCAAUCAUUGGUCUUGCAGAGAAUCUCUACCAUCCAGUUUCGGGAAACUGGUGUUGGGUUGAUGCGAAUCCCGUUUAUCUCAGGUUUGUAUUCAAAUAUGGAAGCUUGUUUGCUAUUAUGAUUGCUCUGGUCGCGAUGGGGUUGUUUAUACGCAUCUAUCUCUUGAAGCAGAAGGUAGCCUCUCCAGAGGAGGGUCAUAGGCCUGAGGUCUUGUCGGCAGAGUCGGAAAAGAAGGACAAACCCCAAUACACGUGUAGUGAAGUGGAAAUUGACGCGGAGGCGGUAUCCCCAACGCAGUCUGACAAGAAAGACAAGAAUGAGUACACGUGUACUGAAGUUGAAGAAAUCGAGGUUGGUGAUGAAGACGAAGCAUUGGUGAUGUCCGAAAGAAGAAGAACACUGCAGCUAUUGAGUGGAUACCCUAUCUUUUACGUCAUCUUAUGGCUACCUGGAAUCGCCAACAGAGUAGCGGAAGCGACAGGACAUCCGUCUCGAGCCCUAGCAAUCGCACAGUCGACCAAUUCAUAUGUUGGGUUUGCCAACGCUGUCACCUUUGGAUGGAGUGAGGUUAGGCGUCAAUUCGGGGUCCAUAAAAUGUUGGAGUUAACGCUAGGAUUUAUCUUGAGCGGUUGAAAAGCGUGUUCAUUCUGU